This is a messenger RNA of Staurois parvus, 684 nucleotides long. The record is from the annotation of a GenBank genome assembly. NCBI's taxonomy places the organism in Eukaryota, Metazoa, Chordata, Amphibia, Anura, Ranidae.
AUGCAGUUGGCUGAAGCUCUAGACUUUAUGCAUAGCAAAGCUCUUGUUCACAGAGAUGUAAAGCUAGACAACGUUCUUAUUUUUGAUAAAGACUGCCACUGUAUAAAGUUAGCGGACUUUGGAUUAACACGACUUGAAGGUUUUCCGGUGUCUCCAAUGAAAGGGAUUCUCCCUUAUUCACCUCCUGAGCUUUGUAGCUUAGAAGAUAACGAAUCUCUUGAACUUGACUCCAGUCUUGAUGUUUGGUCUUUUGGUAUCCUUCUGUUUUGCAUUUCCACUGGGUACUUUCCUUGGGACACAGCAUUAAUGAAGGACAAGCAGUAUGAAGAGUUCACUAAAUGGCAGAGCUUAGGGGAUAAUAGCCAACAUAUUCCUUUUCAUUGGAAGCAGUUUACACGGCAGGCAUUACACAUGUUCCACAGACUACUUUCUCUUAAUGCAAACAGAAGAAGCCCAGCUAUUGAGAUCCAAAAAUAUCUAAGUGUCCCAUGGAAAAUGAACAGUGUGAAAGAUAACAGUAACAUACAAGGCAAUUCAAACAAUACAAAACAAUGUGUUGAUAACAUGAACCUAAUGCAAGAUACAACUAGCACUGACAUGUCAACCAAGCAUUUUUCCAUACUUUCCGAAGAAAAAGUCUUAGUGAUCAGCCCUGCUGCAAACAUUUGUGAGUACACGGACUAG